AUGUGGAACCGUCCAAAAUUUAUUGAAGAGCCCAUAAUUGAUGCUUCUCGUGUAGCACAUCCUUUGUUACAAAUGAGCACAGAAAAAUUUGUAACGAAUCCAGUUAGCUCUGGUUGUAACUACUCGAGAAUUAAAGUGCUCACAGGUCCAAAUGCAUGCGGAAAAAGUGUUUAUUUGAAACAGGUCGGAUUGUUAGUUUAUCUAGCGCAUAUUGGGAGUUUUGUACCUGCAGAAGUAGCUCAUAUGGGAACAGUUAAUCGCAUUAUGUCGAGGAUAUACACGACAGAUUCAGUACUUGACGGAAUGAGUACAUUUGCGAAGGAUUUGGAUCAGAUUUCUGUUUCUUUGCGUCGUGGAAAUGAACGUUCUCUAAUUAUAAUAGAUGAAUUCGGCAAGGGUACCUUAACAGAAGUCGGUCUUUCUCUGUUAGCUUCAUCUUUAUCCUACUGGGCGGCGAAGGGACAAUCUGGCUGUCCACAUGUCUUCAUCGCAUCGCAUUUUCAUGCUCUCUCGAAACUGAUCUCGGAUCACUGUGACAUUCUGUCGUACCACGUUAGUUCUUCUUUCGAAAACGUGGAGCAUACUCAGUCGCUAGAAUUUUUCAGACAAUGGAAGUCCUACGUCGAGGAGCCGAACUUGACUUUCAGUUCCGACUUGUUGAAGGAAUGGUUGAUUCAACGUUUGCGGCAUAUGUGGCAGCAAAAAUGGGUGUGCCAACUGACGUUGUAG
Messenger RNA from Angiostrongylus costaricensis, 729 nucleotides. The record is from the annotation of a GenBank genome assembly. NCBI's taxonomy places the organism in Eukaryota, Metazoa, Nematoda, Chromadorea, Rhabditida, Metastrongylidae.